UUUUGAACGUCGAAACUCUGGUCUGGUGGCAGCUGCGAUCCAUAGAUUCGAACUCAACGUCCACUUCAGAAGCUGCGUGCAUGAUGUCGGCACACGAGAACUUCUCUCCUCAGAUUAUCCAGCGGGUAGCCAAAGAGAUCCGACAACUAGCGACCAACCCGCCGUCAGGCAUUCGAUACCUGCCACAGGACGAUGAGUCUCUUGCGGAGAUCCACGUCGAGCUCGUAGGCCCCGAAGACACUCCGUAUGCCGGCGGUUUCUUUGAGAUGAAGCUGCUUCUCACCGAAGGAUUUCCCACUGUGCCACCGAAAGGCCACUUCUUGACAAAAAUUUUCCAUCCCAACGUUGCUUCAAAUGGCGACAUUUGCGUGAACACACUCAAGCGCGAUUGGAGUGCCGACCUGGACCUAUCCCAUGUGCUGCAGGUCAUUCGAUGCCUCCUCAUCGUGCCAUUCCCCGAGAGCUCACUCAACGACGAAGCGGGCAAGUUGUUUAUGGAAUGCUACGACGAAUACGCCCAGCGGGCGCGCAUCUUGACGAGCAUUCACGCGUCCAAGACAAAGUGCAAGGACGCCGACGUCGUAGGCACAACAAAGUCGUCGUCGACACAGCAACACACGUCCCAAACCACGAACAAGCGACCACUGGCGGCAUGUGCUUCCGACAACGACGUGGCCAAGAAGAAACAGGCCGUCAAAAAGAGUUUGAAGAGGUUGUAGCGUUAACUAACUACAGUAGCCCACGUCAAUAGAGAGAAUUCAGUUUAGUCGUCAAAACCCACCACUGCAACAAUUCACCACAGUCCAUGAUGUCAAG
Messenger RNA from Aphanomyces astaci, 816 nucleotides. RefSeq lists its product as hypothetical. Bases 81 to 719 code for a protein of 212 amino acids. The record is from RefSeq and is a predicted model, not a curated record. The transcript is spliced from 2 exons. Lineage: Eukaryota; Oomycota; Saprolegniomycetes; Saprolegniales; Verrucalvaceae.